CUCAUUAAUAAUAAAUAAAUAUCGAAUGACGUGAGAAAGGAAAACAAAAAUAACAAGAAAAAUGCGAUCAAAAUACGAUACAGAAGAUUCCAAAGCAUUCAAGUGUUGUUUCUGUUGUCAUGUUAGAGUUGGAACAAUUCUAUUAGGACUAUGGCACUUGUUGAUACAUUUGCUGGUGUUGGGAUGUCUUGUUUCAACCUCACUCCAUCCAGAGCUGUUGCGGGACAGCAUGCAGCCAGGCAGUUCCAUGAAUACAGAUGGUAUUGUUGUAUAUGAGAGUGACAACACAAACAUCAAGAAAGAUGACCAGGAAGUAAUAAUUCAGUACGAGACGCCAAGCGUCAACUCCUCUGCAAAGAUAAGGAAAGAAAAUAUGUGUUUGUUCUUUGCAUUGGUGUUGUGUACAUUCCUGGUCGCUCUGAUGCUUGUGUACGGUGCAGUUAGGAGUCGUCCCAGUUGUUUGAUGCCGUUCUUCUGCCUUCAAGUCUUUGAUUUCUGUAUCACCUGUCUGUGGAUAGUUGGCUACAUGACCUAUGCCCCUGAUAUCAAAGUCUGGAUUGUCCAACAAGGAAUGGCUGACUACCCCGGUAUGGACCGUCUCCUCCAGAUGGAUGAACAAUGGCUGAUGCUCUGGUUUGUGAUUGUAUUCGUCCUCAUACUCACUGUCAAGGCUUACCUGAUCAACAUGGUAUGGGCAUGUUACAAGUACCUACAGCUGAGGAAUGUCAACAGGAGUGUUGUAAGGGAGUAUACUGUGGAUCCUGACAGUGAGAUGCUUCUCCCACCCAAGUAUGAAGAAGCCAUGAAGACUCAGCCAGGUGGUCCCCUCCCACCACCAUACACUGCUUAGACCUCGCAGUCAUGCCACAGCAUAGACAUUUUGAACUUGGGAACCAGCUGUGAAAAUAUUAAACUACUCUCAAAAUUCUCUUUAAAUGUGAACAGGAUGUGUUUUUGCAAUGUAGAUUGUCUAUGCUUUAUUUAGAAUAUAUCAUAUGCCAGAUUAAAUUCUAUGAAAUCCGGUGGAUUUUUUUAUUUCGUGGUGAUUUCAGAAGGUUAUUUUGCCCAUUUUUUAUGAAUUUAUUUCGGCAUUUGUUGUAAUGAUAUUCUUUAAUCUUUAUCUAAAAUAUGUGAUUUUUCUCUUGUUUGUUGUAAAUGUGAAUAUCUGCCUUUCAUUUUCGUUUUUAUUACUAGGCAGACCAUGUUUAUUAUAGAUAUAUGUACAUGUAGGCUUUUUGAUCCUGUAAUUCCAUUGUAUGGAUGAAGGUUAUGAAAGAACUCAAAGGUGGUGGAAAGACUUUUUACCAAAUUGUUAAAUUACAAUAAAAUUACCAAGGUUUUGUUGAAUGGUGAAGAAAACAUGGCAAUUUCUGUCAUAAUAACUUGAGGGAUCUUUGACAGUCCUUUACUAAUGUACAGCUGCAUUAUUUUUUUUUCAAUCUGCAGUUAUUGAAGUUCUCUUUUUUGACUUUUUACUUCUCUACAGGAAGUUUAAAAUAAAAUAACUGGUUUAGAAAUAUUGGCCAAUUAACUAAACAUAACAAUGGAAUAAUCUUUAAUUGGGUGCCAUAAUUUAAAGUUGCUGUUUACAAAGAAAGGUCCAAUUUUCAUACCAUUUAACCUGGUGAUAGAAAAUGACAUAAUAUGCAUGGGAACUGUGUGUGAUAUACAUGUUUGCUUUAGAUGAUUGAUUGAAUUUAUAUUGUAUUUCACAAUUUUUAUUUUUUACUUUCACUUACAUUCUUAUACUUUUCCAUCCAUACUUACUUUGAAAGGAAAGAUUUUUGUACAAAAAAAUAAAGAUUUUUUUUUUCACUUGGUUUAGUCUAAAUUUUUAUAAGAUAUUUUUUACACUUACAUAUUGAUGUUUCAGGUAGAAUUUUCUUUAAAAAAAAUAGUAUAUAAUAAACAUUUUCAGCACUGUCUUAUAUUUAGUAACACAAACCUCUUGGAGUUGGGUAAAAGGGUAUAGAAUGGGGAAAGGAUAUGUUUCGCUGUGAUAUUUCGUGGGUAUAUGUACUUCUGAAAGUGACAUUUUCACAAUAAAUUGUCACCUUGGUUAAAGAGAGUUCUAAAAUGAAAUUGAAAGAUUUCUUUAGCUUUUGAGCAUGUUGAGCUUAAUAGAUCAUGGCUAUUUUGCAUAAAUUUUUAAGAUACAUUUGUAGUUGAAACAGAAUAACCUAUAGAAAGCUGUGAUCUCAUGAAAAAGAAAUAUAUAUAAGGAUAUAAUGUUAUUAUGUGAAGUUGUAUUUAUAAUAUGGAAACAUGUUCAGCAGAUUUCAGAGGUAAUAAAAUCUUUUGUUUUUA
This is a messenger RNA of Mercenaria mercenaria, 2307 nucleotides long. RefSeq names its product lysosomal-associated transmembrane protein 4A-like. The record is from RefSeq and is a predicted model, not a curated record. Bases 62 to 850 code for a protein of 262 amino acids. The transcript is spliced from 7 exons. Lineage: Eukaryota; Metazoa; Mollusca; Bivalvia; Venerida; Veneridae. Gene Ontology annotation, cellular component: lysosomal membrane.